UGUGUUGAAUUUAUUCCAAGACAGCUUUUUUAUCUACAAUCAGGCGAUUUUCUACAUCCGUUCGCGUCCCUGCUUUAAUCCAAGACAAAUAUUUGGGCAAAAUCAGCCUUCUGUUAUUGCCUGCGACUUCCGCACAUCAAGAAGCCACGCCAGAACUGUAGUGUAGUGAGAGAUAACAGGAUAACCGUUUUUUGUGUCUUUUUCGUACGGAGAAAACAACAAAAAUGAGAAUAUUCCUGGUUGCAAUAACGCUCUAUUUGCUUUUGAUAGCGCCCGUUUACAGCUUGCAAUGCUACUCCACGGCCGCCGGCAUCACCGUUUUGGAAGCCCAACGGAUCGACAGCAAGGCCGUCGCCAAAGACUGCAUCGAGUCCAUCGCCGAGUCCUCCAACACCAUACAGACGUUUAACAUAUCCGACCUUCGUUGCUUCACCGUCAAAAUUAACACAGACAAAGCAAAUAUCGCCGUACAAGGCUGCAACCGUCGGGAAAGCUGCCGCGACAUGGUGAAGAACGUCCAAACGAACUACUCGUGGAUAGUCGGACACAACUUCUAUUUCAACCAUGUCUCCUGCAUCAUGUGCGAGGGAGACCUAUGCAACGGAAACAUCACACGAACUGUCGUCGUCAAAUCUUGGCUCUUCUUCGUGAGAAAAACCAAUUUCAUUGUCACCGUCGUUAUAAUUAUACUCUUAGUGAUGGUCAUAUCGAUAAUGCUGACAGUUUUCUGGCGGAAGCGCCGAGCGAGCGAGCGUCGAUGAUAAAAAAUAUGUUUUUGUGAAAGUGUGACUUAUUUUUUUUAAUGAAUAAAGUUUUGGUUUUUACCGAUCUAAUUACGAAAAAUUAGUGCUGGGAGCGUCACCGAAUUACAAUAUAACCGGUGCAUUCACAUGUUCGGGGUAAAAAUAAAUGGGUUGCCGUUUACCAGCAAUCGCAGUUUUAUUUUCUAUGUGCCAAACAUUUGUUCGACGGCACACUGAAUUUUUCAUUCGUAUAAUUCAU
Zophobas morio is the source of this 1002-nucleotide messenger RNA. RefSeq lists its product as uncharacterized. The record is from RefSeq and is a predicted model, not a curated record. The transcript is spliced from 3 exons. NCBI's taxonomy places the organism in Eukaryota, Metazoa, Arthropoda, Insecta, Coleoptera, Tenebrionidae. Bases 225 to 761 code for a protein of 178 amino acids.